UUAAAGGGACAUGCUCGAAAGCAGCGUUCCAGCGUGAAGCUAAAAUCAAAUCAACAUUGUCGUGUUUACAGGCAACAGCGGAAAGCCGGUGAAAGGUAUAAAAGAAAUCGGUAGUUAGAUAUAUUGGUGGAAAGUGUGCUUUUUAUGUUAUUUUUCGAUUAAUCAGCCCGAGUUUUAAAUUGUAUGCAGAAAAUUUAGAGGAUCGCUCAUUUUAUAACAGUAAGAAUUUCAAGUAAAGAAUUAAUUCAUUUGGAUUUAAAUCUCGCUAAAAAUGAACAUGGAAUAGCUAUUUUUCUAGCUUUAAGUAUUAGGAUUCUUCAGUUCAAAAGUGAAAAAUGCCAUCUAAAUUAGAACAGCUUCAGCUGCAAUUUCGGCAGCGAUUGAUGCAAGAAAAGGAAGAGCGAAUGAUCAAAAUCCAUACUGAUAACCAACAGAAAGCUUUAACUAAAGUGUCAAAAUAUAAUGGGGCUGUCAAUGGACAAAGUGCUAUAUCAGUUCCUAAACUACAAACAACUAUUACACCUCCUCAAACUCAUCAUUCUCCAAUAAAGAAAGGUAGCCCAGGAGUUGAUCGAUCCCGCCCUCUUCCGCCCAUUUCAAAUGACCAACGAGCUAAUUCCAGUAAUCGUGUAAGUCCACUUAGUGCACCACAUGAAAAUACCGCAAAACCUGUAGCUACAAACUCUCGGUCAAAAUCUGUAGAUUUAGAAUCAAGACAAAGUCCACCUAGGAGUUUUCAGAAUUCUCGAGUACAGCCACGGAAUGGAUAUAGCAAGCAAUCAGAAGCCGAAUUCAAACAAUCUUCUCAACAGUUAGAGCCUGAGAAGAAGCCAGAUCCAGAUUUAUUGACUAGACUGAAACAGGCUGAACUCCAGCGUUUGAAAGCAAAUGCCAAGAUUCGUGAAGAUACACCGCCCAGAAAUGGUUAUACUGGAACAAUAACCAAGUCUUCCACUGAACAGAAAAAACAACCUAACCAGCCGCCUGUAAGUUAUACUACAGCAACGAAGCCAAGACCUAAAGCUCAGCCUACCGUAGCCACAGGACGCAAACCAGCUCCAAGUUCCAAGCCAAAUACUCGCACUUCUCAAGUUGGUGGAAGUGCAUCGGGUGGCGAAGUUGGCCGGAAACCUCCGGGUCCUGGCCAGAAGCAGUGCCAAGUGUGUGGCCGGAACUUCAAUGAGGAUCGAAUCGAAAAACAUGUUUCUAUCUGUAAAAAAGCGUCUCAGAAAAAAGUGAAGGUAUUUGACGCCACCAAGAUGCGUGUUAAAGGUACAGAAGCAGAACAAUUCGUCAAGAAGGGACUGCCUAAAGCAGAACCCAAACCCAAAAAAUCAGAUUGGCGUAAGCAGCAUAACGAGUUCAUUGAGGCUAUCCGCCAGGCAAAGAUGGUGCAACAACAUUUGGCAAAAGGGGGCAAGGUGAGCGACCUGCCCCCUCCUCCUCCAUCGGACACCUCCCAUUAUGUUCCUUGCCCACACUGUGGACGUAAGUUCAGUGAAGGUGUGGCGGAAAGGCAUAUUCCAAAAUGCAAGAAUAUAUUGUCGAACAAGAAAGGACCUGUUGCAUCGAGACGGAAAUAGACAGUGUUCUGGAAAAUUUGUACCUUUGCUUCCUGUGAUGUCCUUUUACAGCACAUGACACGGUUUUAUAUUGCGAUAUGAUGAAUUUCUGGUAUUUUAAUGUGGGAGACCGGUGUAUAAAUAUUUGCAAUUAUGUAAUAAAUAUUAAUUUUCAUUAGAUGUAGUUUUUAGUAUAUGAAACAUUUUAUUCCAUGUUUUGUUUUUGUGUUUUGUUUUGAUGAUAAUGUAAGUAUAUGACUGAGAGUGAAUAGUUAUUGAAAUUACAGGAGAUCUCUGCGAUCAGUUUUUCUUUAAAUAUCAAAUAAAUUUUCCGAAUGAUAUUCAGAAUAUUUUACUUGCAAGUUAUAUUAAUAAGUUUGGUAAAUUAAUAUUUUUAAAGUGCAGUUAAACAUUGCACAUUUUUUAUUAGAUAUUAGUCCUAAUCGCUUUCAAUGAAUUUUACUGUUUGUAAAGAUAUGCCUAGUCAUCAUUAAUAUCAAAAAACACAAAAUAAUUGUUUCUUUUUUAAGUUUUUUUUUUUUUUUUUUUUAAUUUUACGGAUAGAACAACAAUGUGUGUUCAUUCUAAGGUUGUGCCUUAACUGACUUCACUUCUUUCUUAUCUUUUAUCAGUAAAACAGUUCACGGAAUUUAGUCCUUCAGUAGUUAUGGUUUUGGGUGUAAACAUGACAGUUAUCUUGGAAAAAUUUUAUUUGAUGCCAUUUGUUAAGGUAUUUAUAGAUGCAGUGCUUAUGAUUAAGCACUGCAUUCCUAUUAGUUAUGCAUUAUUUUAUUUGUGUUCUUGCGUUACACAAUUUUUUUUUCAUUUGAUAAUUAUCAUUUGAUUUUUUUCAUUUGAUACUAACGGUCAAUUGUUUCGAUAUUCUUGGGUUACUUUUCAGAACAUCAGGAACUGUUACGUAAAGCUUGUGUUACACUAGAAGUAAGCUCUUUUUGUCUCUGUUAUAAACUAUUUUUAACAGAUUCUUUAAGGCACAGUUUUAAUAAGCAAGCAAACAGAGUAAUUGGUCAUAAAUACAUCAUAUUUUGGUGUUAGAAUACGAUUUUAUGUUUUAUAAUUCUUCUGCAAGCUGUUUGAGGUUUAAUAUACUGAUUUCUGGACACAUGAAUUUUUUACUGCAUCAAAAUUUCUAGCCAUAACGCGUAAAACUACACACAUUUCCUAAGGUUUCUUUUGAUAAGUCUGAAGACUUUAAAUUGCACAGGCAGUAAACUAAGUAAGGGAUGCAUUAUCGAUUAUUGCCCAAAUAAUUUUCAAAAUGAAUUCCUAUCCAUAUUAAAGAAGAGGUAUUCUUUUGAUAUUGAUUUCCUGCCUAUAAUGAACAUCUAAUCCAUAACUGUAGUACGCGUUUUGCUUAUAAUAUUUUUAAUGUGAUAUUUGAGAAUUUGGGAAUUCACCUUGAUUUCAUGUGUGAAUAAGCAGCGGAUUUGUUUUAAUUAAUUCGUCUGAAUUAGAGCUCAUAUGGGGAAGAGUGGAAAAUGAUAGACAACCUUUGGUUACAUCAAUUUUUCACUGCUGAAAAGCUAGAAUGUGAUCGCUCAGACGUUCAUAUGGAAGACGAUUUUAAUGGGAACUUCAUGAUUGAGACUGUUGACAAUUUGACUAUUGACAGGACUGUUGAUAUCUUUAAUUUUCAUUGUGGACUGGAGUGGUGCAAUGAAAUUAUGAAAGUACGUUUUAAAUCAUUUAAAUUAGGGAGCGAAGACUUUUAAUAUUCGAUCUUAGGAUGGCGUUUUAUAUGUAUAUGUAACUGUAAAAUUCACUGGAUUAAAGGGUUAUUUCCUAGAACCUAUUUCAUCUGGUUUCGGCAGAGAGCCUUCAUAUGUUUUGCGGUAUUAAAUAAUUAAAUUCGUCGAAUAUAUUUAACUGUUUUGUACAGUACGGCUAACAGUUUUAGAUGUGCUAAACUACCUAGAAAAUCAUUUCUUGAUGUAGUCUUAUUCUCGAUGAUUUUUUUAAAUUUAAUGAUAAUUAUUUUAUUGAAUCGAACAAGUGCCUUAACAAGAAAUCGUAAUGCAAACUGUUUAUUGAUAACAAAUAUUUAUAUUAGGUUUCUUAAGACUAAUUAAACGAGUGACUUUUGUCAUUUUAAUUUGUUACCGAAUGUUGAGAAUCUGUGUCCUUCAUCCUUGUUUUUCAUAUUAAUAUUUUUCUUUAUUUACGUUAAAUUUUAUGAAUGCAAACGAGAACGUUUAAUUUCUGGUUAGAUCACUGAGCUUCAAUUUGGUUUCUUCAUAUGGAACACAUGGUAUGGAACCAGUUAAAAGAGAUUUAUGUUAAAUGAUUUUUUGUCAGGGGUUUCUUUAGUCAAAGUUUAAUGUUCUGCUUAAUAUGGAAUGUUUUUCAUCUUUCUCUUCUUUGCUUUUCUUAAUAAGAAUCUGUUUAACUGAAUUGACUUGGAAACCUAGAUAACAAACUGCGAAUUGAUAUUACAGUCAAAAUUGAUGUUACAGUGAAAAUAGAUUAUUGUUUGCUAAUAAUGCGUUUAUUAAUGUGUUUUACUAAUUAAUACCAGGAAGACUAGGUCUAUCGACUCCCGGAACUCAUGGAACUAUAAGGUGUUUUCGGGGAUCCCCCAUCCCACCGUUAGAAAAAUACAUCUUAAACUAAUAUUUAAAGUAAAUCAAUAUGUUAUGGUAUUUUGUGUGACGACAAUUAAUAUUUUAUAUUAAAAUUUUUUUACAUGAAAAUUAGUGUAAUUUAUUCAUUAACAGCAUUAAUUCGUGCUCCAGAUGUCACCUCUUGCGUCAUAUGUAGUGACUGGGGUGUGCUUGCAUUUUAAGGGCCGUUCCCACUGGGCUUUAUCUGAGCUAAUGGAGUCAGUUCCAUGUGUCGACUAGCUCCGCUAUGCCUGCAGUUCAGAUUCUUCAACUUGCUGCCCUAUGGAUAAAAAAACUGGUUUUGGAGAUGGACCGGCUCAAUGGAAUGGAGAUGGGUCAGCUCAGGUAAACCUCAAUGGGAACAGCCCUUUAAAGAUAACUAAAUGCAUCUUUUAGUUAAUUUUACGUAAUAAACACUAAUUAGUGUGAGUGCUUUAUAGUUUUCUUUUCGAAUUUUUUAUUUCGAUUCGCGGAACCCCAGGCUUUGACUCACGAAACCCCGGGGUUCCGUUGAACACAGUUUGAAGACCACUGAUCCAUAGCAAAGUUUCAUAUGCUGUGUGCCACGUGUUAAAUUAGCAACGUAUCUGUGAUGAUUCCAUUUAAUUUCUUUGUGUUUAAAUUAUAGUUCCUGCAUUAUUUUUGUGAAUUAUAGUUUGUAACUUGUCUGUGUAGAUUAUGUUUUACCCGAUACUUUGCGUAUUGUAGAUGCUGCUAAUUAUAUAUUGGUAUGUAAUAUAUGUUUUUAACUAUUGAUAUUAAUAAUUCUUAUUAUUUUCAACAUGCUAUUAGUUUCGCUGUUUUUUAUUAGAAAUGAGGAGGCAGCAUUAUUUUACUGGUGAAAAAUAAUUUUAAUAAAGAAAUAAUUUUGUAUUA
Messenger RNA from Stegodyphus dumicola, 5059 nucleotides. RefSeq lists its product as uncharacterized. Lineage: Eukaryota; Metazoa; Arthropoda; Arachnida; Araneae; Eresidae. The record is from RefSeq and is a predicted model, not a curated record.